Messenger RNA from Colletotrichum chrysophilum, 624 nucleotides. RefSeq lists its product as uncharacterized. Bases 1 to 624 code for a protein of 207 amino acids. The record is from RefSeq and is a predicted model, not a curated record. Gene Ontology annotation, biological process: mRNA processing. NCBI's taxonomy places the organism in Eukaryota, Fungi, Ascomycota, Sordariomycetes, Glomerellales, Glomerellaceae. The transcript has 2 exons. Gene Ontology annotation, cellular component: precatalytic spliceosome; catalytic step 2 spliceosome; Prp19 complex.
AUGAGCGCGCUAAACGCCUUCCACGAGUCCCUCCCGUACAUUGAUGACGAGCCCACGCCCGCUGAGCGCGAAGCUGCCGAGUCGUUGAUCCGAGCCGAGCUGGCUACCUCUUCCCCAGCUCCGGCCCCAGCUUACAAAGAGCCUACCUUCUCCCCCCUUAUCGAAGCCGAACUCGAGCGCGUCGCGUCAAAACAGCCCCUCAAAGUCAUCGACCUCGAAAGGUACCAGACACAAGAGCCCUUUCCAGACUCUGGGCAGCCAAAGACAGCAGAGGAUCGCGAGCGCCUCGCCGACUCGCUGCGCAAGGCAUACACCUCCUACGCUUACCUCGAUGGUCGGGCUCAGAACCUGGGUCUGCUGGACAAAUAUGGCAAAAAUGCGUGGCUGAUCGGCAAUUGGGGCCUUGAGAACGAGCUCAAGGCUAUGGAACGGGAUCUUUCCGAGACCAAGCGUCAAAUCGAUAUUUUGACUGUUGCCAGGAGGAGGCAACAAGAAGAGGUUGCGGCUGAGAUGAAGGGAUUGGAGGAGACCUGGAAGAAGGGUGUCGGAAGGACACUGGAGACAGAAAUUGCUGUCGAACAGCUGAGAAGGGAGGUUUUGGAGGAAAUGAGAACAAGGGGCUGA